CCACUCCGCAUCCUGAUCUCUGAGAGGUGAGCCUCAUAUCUCUAACUUAUAUCUCCUCCCCCUCAUAGUGUCAUGACAACAAAGAGAUUAAACAUUCAAAACGAUCACAGAGAUGUGGUAGUCUUAAGGCGGAUUUGUGGGUGAUCUACAUUAGCGAUGUAAUUGCAGCUGGUUUGAGUUAAAGUGUUGUAUUUAAAAUAUGUAACGCAAUGGCCGAUGCCCACAGAGUUGUGAUGCACAUUUAAUCCCCUUAAUCUUCUGCUGUCAGAUAUCUAACACUAAAUCAACUGCUGAUGACCAGGGCACAAGAUCUCUUCUGGGUGCUAACGUUAUCGUCACAUUACUCAAGCUCUUUAAAUACUACACGUUCACCUGGCGACACCUGACUUAACCUGUUCUGAUUUGACCCCCUCUGUGUAUUUCUGGAGAUUUAGUUAAUCUUUAAUGAUAAACGAAACGAACUCUUAAAACCGCGUAUCUGCUCAUGUCUACAAUACUUAAUCUGAGGAGUGUGUGGAUUGAAAUCCUGGUAUCUCCCACGUUAUUCCGUUUUUUCUGUAAGAGGUGAUUCCUUGGGUGCAUUCUUAACGAGUUUGAUGGCUGAACACUGACCACUGUCUGAAGGGUCUGAACGAACCUCCCUGGGCGAGGUGGAUGGAUGACGUAGUGUCGUCCGUCGGACGCGGUGUUCUAUGAUGCCCCUGGAAGUGAGAUGGCCGUUCCCACAGUGCCCUCCUCUGGGCUGGAGGAUCUCUGGCUCGCUGAUUAUGGGCAUGGUGGGAUCGUACUCCUACUUCUGGACAAAGUACAUGAACUACCUGACGGUCCAUAACGGAGAGGCUCUGUUAGACCUGGUGGACCAGCGGCCCGCGGGCACACCCCUGAUCACACUGUCCAAUCACCAGUCCUGUAUGGACGACCCACACAUCUGGGGCCUGCUGCGGCCAAGGCAGCUAUGGAACUUCAGGAAGAUGCGAUGGACUCCAGCAGCAUCAGACAUCUGUUUCACUAAAGAGCUCCACUCCCGAUUUUUCAGUCGUGGCAAGUGUGUUCCUGUGUGUCGAGGAGAUGGAGUUUACCAGAAGGGCAUGGAUUUCAUCCUGGAACGCCUGAAUAAAGGGGAAUGGGUGCACAUCUUCCCAGAGGGUAAGAUCAACAUGACUGAAGAGCUGAUCCGGAUCAAAUGGGGUGUGGGUCGGCUGAUAGCAGAGUGCUCCGUUAACCCCAUCAUAUUACCUCUGUGGCACGUGGGUAUGAGUGACGUUCUGCCAAAUGUGGCACCAUACAUCCCUCAGACCGGGAAGAAGAUCACAGUGCUGGUGGGGAAGGCUUUCAGUGUGGGAGACCUGCUGGAGACGCUUAGGGCAGAAAACCAGAGCCAGUUGGUGAUGCGAAAGGUCCUGACUGAUUUCAUCCAGGGGGAGUUCCACAGUCUGAAAGCCCAGGCAGAGGCGCUCCAUGGGCAAAUACAGACCAGAUCUUAGGACCCCUCCUUGAGGAGCACGCCGCACGGCCUUGGGGAGACCAGAUGAAGACCAGUGAGCACACUGAGGCUGAUGCAGGCCUCCCUCCUCAGAUCAAACACUGGUACCUGGUGCCUCUAUGGACCAUAGGCUUGGUUCACCACCAGGAGACCAAGCCAUGCAGAGCAAUUACUACUCAGGAAGUUUGUAAGUGCUAGUACCACAUUUGAUUACGACGUUUACCGCUACCUGGGACAUGCCUACCAGGUGCAUGCCUACCAGGUACAUGCCUACCAGGUACAUGCCUACCAGGUACAUGCCUACAAGGUACAUGCCUACCAGGUACAUGCCUACCAGGUACAUGCCUACCAGGUACAUGCCUACCAGGUACAUGCCUACCAGGUAGCCACCUGGCCAUCUUCAAGGAGAUAUUUUAUAUAUAAACUGUACAUUUUUUGCAAUAUGGUUCAUUUUGAAAAUCAGUUGAUAAACAAUACUUUCUGAGUAGCAGUUCUGAUGUUUUUUAUUAUUAUUAUAUAUUAUUAUAUUUCAAAAUAAUUGAUUGGAAAAAAUGUACAUGAUUCAUUUUCUUCACACCAGUCAAUAUUGUAACAACUAAGUGAAUUUCUUCAUUAUAAUUGCUGGAAAAGAAGAUGGUUAGUUGUGUUUAAACUUGAAGCAUGUGUAGGGUUACCUCUUGCGUCACAUGACGUUUCUUACUGGGCUGCUGUUUGCCUGCACCCUUAGUGAGAUGUAUUCAAUCACACAAGGGAAUGACGGCUUUAUUUAAUGAUGAACUGAAGAGAAGUCCAUACGUUUGAGAAAGAAUGUAAGGAUUGUGUUUUGAAAGAUGUAGUGAUGAACAUACUCUGAAGGGGGUCAUUAAAUUACUCGUGGUAUUUUCUCAUGCUAUCUUCUCAUGCUAUCUCGUCUGGCAGCUGAAUCAACCACACACAAUCUUGUAUCUCAAUUAUUGCUGGACAGUAUCCAUCUGUUUGGUCAACAAAAGUUGUAGUAAACCAAACGGUAACAAUACCAUCUCCUUUUAGAUAUGUGUUGUGCACCCCUUUUGAAUAGAUUUGUUGACCCCUAUAUUGUAGUGCUUUCCCUAGUUAGAGCUAGGGUCCCACCGGGGAACUGGGGUACUUGACCAACAUAUUGCCUUAUUAUUGCCACACUAAAUACAUUUGCCAAUAAAGAAUUUGACCAGA
Gadus macrocephalus (Pacific cod) is the source of this 2674-nucleotide messenger RNA. It is a transcript of the gene tafazzin, whose product is annotated as tafazzin, phospholipid-lysophospholipid transacylase. The transcript has 10 exons. Gene Ontology annotation, cellular component: mitochondrial membrane. Gene Ontology annotation, biological process: inner mitochondrial membrane organization; cardiolipin acyl-chain remodeling. The record is from RefSeq and is a predicted model, not a curated record. Lineage: Eukaryota; Metazoa; Chordata; Actinopteri; Gadiformes; Gadidae. Gene Ontology annotation, molecular function: 1-acylglycerophosphocholine O-acyltransferase activity. Bases 693 to 1484 code for a protein of 263 amino acids.